AUGUUGAAAUGGAACGGAAAGGAGGCUUCAACUAGAAAGAUAGACGGUCUGCAUUAUGUGGAUGCGUCUGGAUGGGAUGCCCAGGCGUUUCUCGUGGUGAUGAAAGCGAUGCAUGGAAAGUUCCGUGGCAUUUCUCGUUGUGUUGAUCUCGAAAUGCUCGCCAAGGUCGCCGCGAUCGUGGAUUACUACGACUGCCAUGAGAGCAUGGAACCACUUUCGACAAUAUGGAUUGAAAUGCUGUCUAGAGCAUCGCCACUGCCCAAGACAUGCGAUCGAGAUUUACUCCUGUGGCUUCUGGUGUCAUUUGUUUUCCGGAACGAGACCAUCUUUCAGCAUAUCACCAAGACAGCUAUCCGGGAAACCAAGGGGCUGCUCCCAUCUCUGGAUCGACUUCCCAUUCGAUCGUCCAUAACGGACGCAAUCGACCAGCGUCGCGAAGAUAUCAUUGAACGAAUCUUAAAAAUGCUGGAAAAUCAAGCUGAUCGAUUUCGAAAUGGUUCUUCCGGAUGCAAAUUCGAGUGUUCGGCGACCCUUCUGGGGCUGUUGGUGAAAAAUAUGGCUGAGCAUAGACUGAGCCACCCAACACCGUCUCGGCCCUACACGGGAUACAGCGUAACAGGGCUCGAAAGGUCUAUUAGAGCCUUCAAGAAUCCACCAUCUUGCUGCCCUUUGAGUCCGUUCAUUGUACCUGCUAGAAUAGAGAAGUACGACAAUAUCACAGCGGGGCUGGAGAUGAAAGAAUUUCUCAACGACGAGGACAUCUCAGUCAGUUAG
This is a messenger RNA of Colletotrichum aenigma, 774 nucleotides long. RefSeq lists its product as uncharacterized. The transcript has 2 exons. The record is from RefSeq and is a predicted model, not a curated record. Lineage: Eukaryota; Fungi; Ascomycota; Sordariomycetes; Glomerellales; Glomerellaceae. The coding region runs from base 1 to 774 and encodes 257 amino acids.